UCCGUUUUUCUAACACUCGCGUGGGUGUUCGGGCGCGAUUAAAGGUCCUACCGUGGACUUCGUUUGAUUUCUUCAAAAUUUCGAUGGGAGUACUGCGCGAAUUUCGGCUUAAUAGUAGAAUCUACGUAAUUAUAACACACACGUGAGUGUCGCGACGCGAUUAGUAUUUCUAAGGAGUGCGCUUUGUUUGUUCGAAAUUCGGAAAGCACGAAUUCGAAUGUGCUUAAUAAUUCGUUAUGUCUGAAGCGGACGGUGCAAAAGGUGGAGCUAUCUGUAAGAGGUGUGUAGUAGCUGAGCUACGCAUACCCUGUUAGUUAAGAAGCCAGUGCAUUGAAGCGGAAAGGUAUUGCGGAUCGGUAUCGCGGAACGCGGAUUUUAGAGUAGAGUCACCGUUAGCUCGUGGGUCUCCACAUGCAGCAACCUCCACGUGGUGAGACCUGGGUCGAUAAUACUUGGAAAGACUAAUUGUAAAUUUUUAAAUGCAAGUAUUACCGAGCGAAUGGCUGCUUAAAUAAAUUUUGAUUUUGUAUAUGUAUAAGUUUAACUGUAAACAAGAAAUAAAAAAUUUAACAACUACUUACAUUAGCGUAUCAUUAAUAAACCCUUGUCAAUCAAUCUGUCUACAGGUAAGUAUAAUAAUCUAUACUAUUAUUUUUACUACAUACUACAAUUUUUCAAAAAUCUGGCACUAAUUCAAUUCUUAGAUAACGCGUGACAAGGGUAUUUAAUUUAUAAUGCACCAAUGCAAUAGGUAUAUAGUGGAGACAAUGUUUUCUUAUUGAGCUUAUAGUUCAUAUUUUGUCCAUACCUGUCGCUGAAGUCACAUACGCUACGGGCGAAAGAUGGUGAACAGCCUUAAUUAUAGAUAAAAGUCGUUUUUAUAUGGAAUCCAGGUGGCAGGUGCCUAGAAAGCAGCUGGUAAGAUGGGAAAGUUGUUGUCAAAAAUUUUUGGCAACAAGGAGAUGCGAAUUCUCAUGUUGGGAUUAGAUGCUGCAGGAAAAACUACAAUAUUGUAUAAACUUAAAUUAGGACAGUCUGUGACAACUAUACCGACUGUAGGAUUUAAUGUAGAAACUGUUACCUAUAAAAAUGUUAAAUUUAAUGUCUGGGACGUAGGUGGACAGGAUAAAAUACGUCCAUUAUGGCGUCAUUAUUACACAGGAACACAAGGUCUUAUUUUUGUAGUAGAUUGUGCAGACAGAGAUAGAAUUGACGAAGCACGUCAAGAACUCCAUCGGAUUAUAAAUGAUAGAGAAAUGCGUGAUGCUAUUAUUUUAAUUUUUGCUAACAAACAAGAUCUUCCUGAUGCGAUGAAACCCCAUGAGAUUCAAGAAAAGUUGGGGUUAACUAGGAUACGGGACAGAAAUUGGUAUGUUCAACCAUCAUGUGCUACAACCGGAGAUGGGCUUUAUGAAGGCCUUACAUGGUUGACUAGUAACCACAAAUUAUGAGCAAAUAUUUAUUUUUGAUCAAUUGGCUAAAUAUGGAAAAUAUACACCUGUAUUUUUAUUUUAAUUUAUCAUACGGAGGCUCUGUAAGGCACAAUUGACAUUGAUCGAGUCAAUGGGAUGAUUUCGAUAAAGAAAAGAUACUGCAAUUCAGAAAUGCUCCUUACAUACUGUGGUGUGUGUUCCAAUAAUAUUGAUAAAUAAGAGCAUAGUAAUAUAUCAUGAAGCCAACUAAGAGAAAUUGUAACCAUUAUUAUUAUUAUUAUUAUUAUUAUUAUUAAUUAGCUGUCCAUUGCCACCCAUAAAAUGUAAUUAAAACAUUAUCGAAUAGAAUUAUAUACUUUCAGACUGCAUUUUCUUAUAAUUUAAACACUUUUAGAAGCAUACAUAUUUAUAAAAAAAAUGUGCUGUAACGAUUACAAAAAUAUUUUAACAUUCACAACUUUAGCUGUGGUAUUAAGGAAAUUGUACAUCCUUACAGAUUGACAUGCCUUCUUCUGACUGUAUAUUAUUACAAUGUUUUAAUGUGGUCAUAUACUAUAACAGUACAUUGAUACACUAUGUAAUGUAUAAUCUAAAUGAUAAUUCACUUUUUCUACAACAGGAUAUUCACAAAAUUCAUCCAGUCCAUGUAGUCUUCCAGUUCUAGUGAAGUACGUGAAAGUGUAAGUCCAAUUGCAUAAUAUUUCCCUGUCUUACUUUAUUUUUUUAUAUUAUUAGCAAUUCAUACACUUUCAUACUUCACUUUAAUUGAAAUUCAUUAAUAUCUUAUACAAAAUGGACAUGUUCUUUCGCACAAACUAUAAGGGGCAAAAUAUCGUAUGACUUGCAGUUAUACACAUUGAUACUAUCAGUUAAAGGAACAUGUUAUUAUAUAACAACAUUCACACAUUGCCAACAUUUUUACUAUAUGCAAAAAUUAUUAUCAUUAAAUAAACAGUUAGAAUUAGGUUGCCAUAUUUCUGACACAAAUUGUAAGUUCUAUGAAAAAUGUAUCUUGCGAAUCCUUCAUUACUUUUUUAUAAUUAGUAGGAUAAGAACUGAAACAUGAAUUAAUAUUCACAACUGUUUAAUUAAAUUAUAAAUUCCAGUUUUUAUAUUAUUAAAAAGAAAGAGAAAAGAAAUACAAGUUAACAUUAUAUAUUAAUAAUCACAAUUAUAAGUCUAUAAAAACUGUUCCUUUAAUAAUUCAUAUUAGGCGACUUUCAUAAAAUCUCAAGUUGAAAAACAAAGGAACACUCUGUGCAAAAAUAUGAUCUAGAUUUAGAGAAGGAUAAUAAAAAUCGGGCUUUGGAAUAACAUGGUACUUUCUUUACCGAUAUGCAAUGAUCCUAAUGAAGGCUCUAUGGCUAUAUUAUUGAUACCAAUUCAUAACUCAUUUCAUAUUGCAAUGGAUCGACUAAUAAAAAUUUUCUUUGAUUUUUAAGUACAAAGCUUUUUAUUAAAUUUUCUUGUUUCACUACCCAUUACAUAGUUUAGAAUUUAUACAAAAUUAAACUUAAUCAAUGCAUUCCAAUAUCUCUUCAGUUAAUCUACACAAAAAUCCAUACAAUUUAACUAUCAUAUAAAAUCGUAUAUUUCAGAUAUUAAUGCUGAAGAGAAAGUGAUAUAGAAUUCUAUGUUAUUCCACAAGAAGUCAUACUUUUUUAUAUGCUCCAUUGUAUAUAAAACCAUAAGUAUUAUACGGGAUUGAUAAAAAAAUAUAAGCAUAAAUAAUAUCAUUAAAGUCAUGAUAAAAUAAAGAAUGUGCACACUACUUAUCUAUCUCACUUAUAUUGUGUCAUAUUUCAUAUCGACAUUUUUAAAAAAUUAUGAAACUUAUGUACAAUCUAAUCGUUAGUAUACAAUAUAAUUUUAAACGUUUAAUGUUAUUUCAAAAGUUUCUUAUUGAUUCAUAUGUGCACAAUCAUGUAUCUGUUUAUUUUCAAUGUAAAACCUGACUCUUAUUAAUGUCAUGCAAUUUUGCAUAUUUAUUCCUAUUAUUAUAAUAAAGGAAAUAUGAACAAAAUUGAAAGACAUUGAUAUAUAACCAUAGAGUACUUGUAUUAAUAACAAGCCAAAGCCUGAGCACUCUAUAACAAAUUUAUAGCACUUUUUUCAAUAUUACAUUUUAUUGUGCAUAUAAUGACUAUUUAACUAAUAGCAAUACAAUAAUAGGUUUUGCCGAGAACGGAGUAAUAAAAUCACUUAUGUACAAAAUAUAGACUUGAUUCUCAUACUUGUUGAUUACUUAUAAAUUGAUAUUACUAUGCAAAAAUAUUUUCCUGCCGCCCGAUGUAAAAUUAUCAUAUGCGCAGAUCUAUACAGGAAAUAGAUCAGUGCUGAAAAUAAGUUAUUAAUAAAAUUGCUUAUAUUAUAUGCCCUUCAUUUCCUUUUUCCAAUUUUGUUUUUCAAUUUUGCGCGACAGCAGAUUAUAUAUUUAUAAUAGUAUCAUGUUUAAUGACAUGCAAGUUAAAAUUGACUGGUAUCAAUUUUGAUUGAUGCAGAUGUCACAUCAAAUAAUUAUAUGAACAUACACACAUCUUUGUAAAAAAUAUUUUGCUUUUCUAUUAAUAGAAUUAACAAGAUAUGUAUAAACAUUAUGUCAAACUUGGGGGCCACAUGUUAUUAAGUGCUAAAUCAUGAAGACAUUGGAAAAUAAGCUGUAUUAGUUUACUCCAUAUUAUCUGCACUAACAGCCAAAAAUUCCUUUGCAUCAAAAAAUAAGAAAUUACGACACAAAAAGUAAAAAAAUAAAAAACCUGGCUUUUGCCUUUAAUAGACUAAAAAUUAUGUCAUAUAUUUAUAUAUUUUUGCUAUUAAAUAUUAUUAAUUUAAAAAAAAAAAAGAAAAAAAAAAAAGAAUCUUGAUCGGUAGACAUUGGAAUUGUAUUCAAUCUCUUUUGCAGUCUUUCAUAAAAAUACAGAAAAUAAUGUAAUAACAUAUGUGACUUUUAAAAUAAUACAAAUAUUUAAAAACUUGAUAGAGAUAGUAAAGGUGCAAUUGGAUUUUCCCGGUUUUUAGUGUAUGUAAAACACUAUUAUAGCACAAUCCAUAUAUACUUCUACAAUAAACAUAUUAGUUAUAUGGAAAUUUUUAUAAAAUGGAAGUUAAAGUAAUUUAAAAACUAUACAUGUUUAUGUACAUUAUUAUAAUUUGUAUAAUAAAGAUUUCUUUAAAUUCCUGAA
Messenger RNA from Vespa crabro (European hornet), 4615 nucleotides. RefSeq names its product ADP-ribosylation factor 6 (gene Arf51F). The transcript has 5 exons. The coding region runs from base 924 to 1451 and encodes 175 amino acids. Lineage: Eukaryota; Metazoa; Arthropoda; Insecta; Hymenoptera; Vespidae. Gene Ontology annotation, biological process: vesicle-mediated transport; intracellular protein transport. The record is from RefSeq and is a predicted model, not a curated record. Gene Ontology annotation, cellular component: cytoplasm. Gene Ontology annotation, molecular function: GTPase activity; GTP binding.